Messenger RNA from Trachymyrmex cornetzi, 775 nucleotides. RefSeq names its product negative cofactor 2beta (gene NC2beta). Gene Ontology annotation, cellular component: negative cofactor 2 complex. Bases 181 to 684 code for a protein of 167 amino acids. Gene Ontology annotation, molecular function: TBP-class protein binding; protein heterodimerization activity; RNA polymerase II general transcription initiation factor activity. Gene Ontology annotation, biological process: RNA polymerase II preinitiation complex assembly; negative regulation of transcription by RNA polymerase II. The transcript is spliced from 2 exons. The record is from RefSeq and is a predicted model, not a curated record. Lineage: Eukaryota; Metazoa; Arthropoda; Insecta; Hymenoptera; Formicidae.
UAGAGGUUUUUAAAUUAUUUAGAAAUUUUUUCUAUCAAAAACGUGUUGGCGACACUGGUGUUAAGAUCCUAAUGAUCGAUUUGCAGUAACUAGUACUAGUUUGUCAUCUUGGUUGAUCUUUAAUUAGAUUACAGUAAGUACAUUAAUAACGGAGUAAAAUAAUAAGUAAAAGUUACACAAAUGGCCUCGGCUGCAAUGUCACCAACUGACGAUGACGAGCUUACUCUUCCUCGGGCAUCAAUUAACAAAAUAAUCAAGGAAAUAUUACCUCAUGUGCGAGUGGCAAAUGAAUCCAGAGAACUUAUUUUAAACUGCUGUACAGAAUUCAUUCAUUUGUUGUCUUCCGAAGCAAAUGAAAUUUGUAAUCAACAACAAAAAAAAACUAUAAAUGCGGAACAUGUUUUACAAGCUCUUGAUAAAUUGGGCUUUGGUGAUUAUAACGCAGAAGCAGAGGCUGUAUUACGGGAUUGCAAAGCUGUAGCGGCUAAAAGAAGACGUCAAAGUACCAGAUUAGAAAAUUUGGGCAUUCCAGAAGAAGAAUUAUUACGUCAACAACAGGAGUUAUUUGCUAAAGCAAGAGAGGAACAAGCAGUCGCGGAACAGCAACAGUGGCAACAAUUACAAGCUGUUACACAAAUGGCAUCCAUGCAACAAGGUGACAGCGAACAAGAAGAUUAUUCAUAAAGAAAUUCAAAUGGUGAAGUUCGUUUGUAAAAUCAAUUUGUUUUUUAUGUAAAAAAGUAUUUAUAAUAUUUAACAUAAAAUAGAAAGAAGG